UAUUUACAAUAUAUACGAAACACAUGUGACUGUAAUGUAAAGUACUUUAAAUUUAUUAACAAUUUAUGGUUUCAUUUAACUCAUGAGUUAUUUGUCUUGAGCUACCAAUAAGUGAUGCAAAACGACGACGUGAUUUGGAGUGUUCUCAACGGAACCUUCUGUUCACAUAAAGUACAGACAAAAACACAACACUUUUGUCGAAAUGAAUUCAAUGUUAACGGUCUUUGCAGCCGAACUUCGUGUCCGUUGGCUAACAGUAACUACGCGACGGUUCGCGAAGAGAAAGGCGUUUGUUAUUUGUUUAUAAAGACCAUCGAAAGGGCGGCAUUUCCGGCAAAAUUGUGGGAAAAAAUUAAGUUAUCGAAGAACUACGAGAAGAGUUUGGAACAAAUCGAUAAACAUUUGAUUUAUUGGCCAAAACAUAUGAAACACAGAUGUAAACAAAGAUUGACUAAAAUAACACAAUAUUUAAUACGAAUGAGACGUUUGGCGUUAAGGCGACAGAAGAAAUUGGUUCCGAUUCAGUCUAAAGUUGAACGAAGAGAACGCAGACGUGAAGUGAAGGCUUUAUUGGCCGCCAAACUCGACAACGCCAUCGAAAAAGAACUAUUGGAAAGACUGAAAAAGGGAACGUAUGGUGAUAUGUAUAACUUUCCUCAAACAGCAUUUGAAAAGGCACUCAAAGACGAUGAAGAAGAGAGCGAUAGAGAAUCGGUUAAAGAAAAAGAAUUGGAAGAAGAAAUGGAAGUAAGCGAUGACGACAACGAAGAAACUGUUGAAUAUGUGGCGGCAAAUGAUUUCGAAGAAAGCGAUGAAUCAGAUAUUGAAGAUUACAAUAAAGUUGAUAAAAGCAGUGAAGAGUCAUCAAGUGAUGAGAGUGACAAUCAAUCGAAGAAUCGUAAGAAGAAAUCACAAAAGAAAUCAAUUAAGAGAUCCAAAGUUGAGAUGGAAUUCGAAAGAGAGUUCGAAACAGCCGGUCCUUCGCGUAUCAAAUAAUUAUACAUUUUUUGUAUUUAAUAUCA
Messenger RNA from Oppia nitens, 1022 nucleotides. RefSeq names its product protein MAK16 homolog (gene Rbm13). Gene Ontology annotation, cellular component: nucleolus; preribosome, large subunit precursor. The transcript has 3 exons. Gene Ontology annotation, biological process: maturation of 5.8S rRNA; maturation of LSU-rRNA. The record is from RefSeq and is a predicted model, not a curated record. NCBI's taxonomy places the organism in Eukaryota, Metazoa, Arthropoda, Arachnida, Sarcoptiformes, Oppiidae. The coding region runs from base 115 to 996 and encodes 293 amino acids.